AGAGAGAGAGAGAGAGAGAAAGAGAGAGAAGAGAGGCGCAUGAAACCAUUGUGUGUAAUCAGCAGCAGUGUGCGUGUUCUGCAGUCCGCAGGAAAAUUUUGCGGUUAGGAAACCUGGCAGUCCUGGUUGACUGAUUAGAAUCCAAAGCAGGAGUUGUGGCAUUUAAGAAGUUAAAGCAAACGUCCAAGGAGUGGAUCUACAGACGAGAUGGAGUUGUUUACGCUUGUGUGGCUUUGCCUUCACCUCUUCCUGGCUGUUGAAGGUUACACCGAACACGACUCUCACUCGCUCAGCGUCUCAGUCCCCUACGUCUCCUACGUGUGCCCGGAAGGUGCCAACGCCACGAUGAUUUGCGAACAGUCCGGUGCUAUGAAACACCCAAUGGACCACCUGCAGCACGUCUGGCUCUUCACGGAGCACAUCGACCAGCGGUGCCACAUGCGCCUGCACAACAACCGCACACAAAGUGUGGUAUACAAAGCCCAGGCCACGUCUUUUAGCGUCACGCUGGUCAAUGUGACUCGGGCUAACCAGGGACGUUACUGCUGCCUGGCACUGGACAUGCUGCAGGAUAACAAGCACAAGCCUAUCUUGCAGCAGAGGUCUUACAGUCACAUGAUCCUCACCAUUACGCCAAGUCGCAACGGCAGUUUGACGUGUACACAGCUGCCGCCUCCACCUAACACAGAUUCAUUCACUACAGGUCUGGUUACAGCUGUACUGGUGAUCUGUAUUCUUUGUCUGCCUCUCUUAUUGAUCCUAGUGUUCCGUCAAAAACAAAGACCUCACAGCAGCCGACGUGCACAAGAGCUCGUUCGCAUGGACAGUGAGGCUCAAGGCCACGAGAACCCUGUGUACAUGGCAGGUUCUCCACAGGUUCCGUCUCGCAGCGUGGCUCAGAUUAUGACAAGGCAGUCUUCUGAAACAGGACGCCACCUUCUGUCCGACCCUGGCACCCCUUAUAGCCCAAACCCACAUGGAGAGGUGUUUUUCCCUGCGCAUGAGCCCAUCCCAGAGUCACCCGACUUCCAGUCAUUGUAGGAUGAAGAGACGCUGUCUUUCUCAGCACCACUGAACUGCCCUGCACUUUCCUUUCUUUCCAUCUUCUUCGCCACCCUCACCUACUCUGUGAUCAGAUGGAUCUUUGCCCCCACCAUGUCCUUCUACACACACAUGGUUUGCUCAUCUAAAGCUCAUCUAAAUAUGUGGUAAGGUGGGGGAGAGGCAUUCUUUUUCAGCACACAGACUGGAAUGUUCCAUAACCUGGAGGUAUCAGAAGGAGGUGAUAAUCAGAACCACUGAGAGAAUGCAGCUACUCACUGGUUAAAUCCAAUUUCUUCUCUGGUCUCGUCUUCGUUUUUUUGUAAUUUUUCCUGAACAAUGAGACAGAAAAACUGCUCCAUCCUCAAUCGGCCUUUGCCUGUCUGGUGCUUUUUGUAGAACACAUGGUUUCAUGAUUUUUAAGUGUGUCAGACCUCACCAGGUGGUAAAGCGUAUUUUUGGCCAAAACGAUGACGACUGCUAAAAAAAAACUACAAAAAAGAUGAAUUAAUAGAAUUUAUACAUUAAUUAUAGGUCCUUAAUUCAGAUUUAUACAGUUUUAUAUAGAUAUAUAUUUUAUAUAUUGCUGUUUGUGAGAGAAAAAUGAUCCUUCAGCUGGCCCUGAAUUCAAACUCCCAAACCCAAAAUAGUUAAUGGAAUCAGUGUGGAUGUAAAUAUGUAUGUAUAGAUAGAUAUAUGUAAGGAUGGAUAGAUGGAUGGAUGGAUAGAUGGAUCAAGAGAAAGAAUUUAGGAAUCCUAUUUCUCUGUAUAUUUGAGACAAUGAAAAUGAUAAAUUAUAUUCUGCACUGUAUAUGACUUGUCUAUAAAUGCCUUAAGUAGCCAUUAUUAUGUGUACGUGUUUUAAAUGCUGUAAAAGAAUAUUUGUUCUCCUUUUUUAUACAAUAAAAAAUAAAAAAUGA
This is a messenger RNA of Silurus meridionalis, 1961 nucleotides long. It is a transcript of the gene vsir, whose product is annotated as V-set immunoregulatory receptor. NCBI's taxonomy places the organism in Eukaryota, Metazoa, Chordata, Actinopteri, Siluriformes, Siluridae. The record is from RefSeq and is a predicted model, not a curated record. Gene Ontology annotation, biological process: negative regulation of CD4-positive, alpha-beta T cell proliferation; regulation of immune response; positive regulation of regulatory T cell differentiation. The coding region runs from base 208 to 1041 and encodes 277 amino acids. Gene Ontology annotation, cellular component: plasma membrane. The transcript is spliced from 7 exons.